AUGCUAAAAAAGCAGACUCUGACAUCCUCAAGUGGUGCUCUAGAUGAACUUGCAAGUUCUGUUGAUCUGGAUGUGUUUACUGAUCCAGUCUUCACUGAGAUAUGCCUGAAAGAAUGCCUGGACAAAAGUCAGCACUGCAGCUGUUCACUGUGUAAAAAGAGAUACAGUAAAAGAUCUGACCUUCAAAUGAACACGAGUCAGUUUGUGCCAAAUGUUGGCCUGAGAAAAUCUGAAGUUCUCUGUGAUAUCUGUGAUGAUGGAAAGAUGAAAGCCCUGAAGUCCUGUCUGGUGUGUCAGGCCUCUUACUGUGAGACUCACCUGGAGCCUCAUCAGAGAGUCCUGAACUUGAAGAAACACAAACUGAUGGACCCUGUGGACAAUAUAAAGGACUAUAUAUGCCAGAAACAUGAGAGACCUCUGGAGUUAUUAUGUAAAGAUGAUCAGACAUAUAUAUGUGUGUUUUGCACUGAUGGAGACCACAAAACUCACAACACUGUUCCUCUAGAGGAGGAGGGUAAAGAGAAGAAGGCACGAGUUACCAACGACACUGAACAUACUUUAAUAACAUGGUUUUAA
Molecule: messenger RNA, 576 nt
Organism: Ctenopharyngodon idella (grass carp)
Lineage: Eukaryota; Metazoa; Chordata; Actinopteri; Cypriniformes; Xenocyprididae
Product: tripartite motif-containing protein 29-like
Exons: 2
Coding region: 1-576 (191 amino acids)
Molecular function (GO): zinc ion binding
Source: RefSeq, a predicted model, not a curated record